Molecule: messenger RNA, 798 nt
Organism: Penicillium salamii
Lineage: Eukaryota; Fungi; Ascomycota; Eurotiomycetes; Eurotiales; Aspergillaceae
Source: the annotation of a GenBank genome assembly
AUGUCUGCCACCGGUGCUCAACUAGGCUCAACCUGCGGAUUCUCAACCCGCCUCUCCCUGCGAUGGGUGCCAGAAGUCCCAGAGGAGACGACCGAUACGAUCGUCCUUUCGGUGGGCAAGUACUUCGUUGACUUGCGAAUGGAUAAGAAAUCCGGGGAAAUCGACUGGGCAAUGGCUGGGACUAGAAUUGAGGAGAAUCCGGGUCAGAUUCCGCUGAAGGUGCUUUUUACGCGCGAGUUGGACUCCCUCAAUGAGAUUGGGAUUGUUGAUGUGGCCAACUUCAGUCCGCAGGCUGAUGGUACGGAUCUUGAGGAGGGGGAGAUGCCGCGGGCUGAUCUACCCGGUGCACCCAUGACUGCGUUCGAGGAGGUGUGGCAGGAGUUGCCAUUCAGGGAAGGACCUGAGGGUGCGAAGAAGGGAAUCUCGUGGAUUUUGGAGUCUGAUGAUGCUCCCCUGGCUCUGGGGGAGCAAGAGGGACAGGUGACUGUGACUAAAUUAUUCUUGGGUCGCAUUUGGGGUACAUAUCUGGCAUUCCAGCAGACUCAAACGCACUCAAAUGAGAAAAAUGAGGAUGGCACUUGGUCUGUGAAGAGAUCUGGGGCUGAAGUGAGUGCCCGCCGGGAGCAGUGGACCUCUGGAUGGGAGGAGAAAUAUUUAGUGGGUCCUGAUGCAGGUGCUGUGCCCUCGAUGAAGGCUGGAUUUGAAAAUGAGGGCAAGGGAGCAUGGAGGAUUCCCGGUGAGAAGGUUGUCAUUCAAGGGAAAUCAUACGUCGUCCGCGCCUUUGAGGCGAUUGAAUAA